This is a messenger RNA of Solea senegalensis (Senegalese sole), 6052 nucleotides long. It is a transcript of the gene tjp1b, whose product is annotated as tight junction protein 1b. Gene Ontology annotation, cellular component: bicellular tight junction; plasma membrane. The coding region runs from base 76 to 5991 and encodes 1971 amino acids. NCBI's taxonomy places the organism in Eukaryota, Metazoa, Chordata, Actinopteri, Pleuronectiformes, Soleidae. The record is from RefSeq and is a predicted model, not a curated record. Gene Ontology annotation, molecular function: cell adhesion molecule binding. Gene Ontology annotation, biological process: establishment of endothelial intestinal barrier; cell-cell junction organization; cell-cell adhesion. The transcript has 31 exons.
UAGAUAAACGACUCAGACAAAAACAAAGUGAGGCUCGAGGAAACAUGUGGCACAGUUGCUCCACUGGCAUGAAAUAUGCACCUUCCCUCCUUUAGGAACUGUGUUGACAGAAGCGUGGAUGAAGUUCUGGUGGAUUUCCUCAGCCUGGAGAUGUUUGGCAGCGGCAGCAAGAAGUGGUUUGUGGAGAAGCAGAAGAGGCAGAAGCUGAAGUCAGGCAGGAGGUCGUGCACCAGAAAGAAGAAGAGAUGGGCGGCUAAGAUCCUCAAACUGCACAGACAGAAGAUCCUGAGUGAGCUGGAUGUCAACACUGUGCUCCCCUACUUGGUGUACGAUAAGGUUUUCUCACUCGGAGAGUACAAGGAAAUACUAGGACAUGAGUCCAAUAAAAAAAGGACAGAAAUAUUCCUGGAUCAUCUGUCCUCAAAAGGGCCUUCUGCAUUCUUCUCAUUCUGCUCUGUUUUGGAGGAAGUGUGUCCCCACCUGCUGACCUGCUUCCUGCUGGAUGGAGAAGAUGGUGUUUCGGCAUGGGGGAGGAAAGGGGGCCUCACUGUGCCCCCAAACAGUCCUGGAGAGCAGCCACCUAUGUACACAGACCCUGUGUAUGACUCCAGGAUACACCCCAGCCCAACUGCUGGAUCCGUCACAGCAGCCUCUUCAGUGAGCACCGGUCAGGGCAAGCCAUCACUCCGCCGCAUCAAGGGCCGCAUUCACCGGAGCAAGAGCCUGGACAGCAUUGACCUCCUGGACUCCAAUAGCGCAGCAAUGGAGGAGACUGUCAUUUGGGAACAGCACACAGUUACACUACACAGGGCACCAGGGUUUGGCUUUGGGAUAGCCAUAUCAGGAGGUCGGGAUAACCCUCAUUUUCAGAGUGGCGAGACAUCCAUUGUCAUUUCAGAUGUGCUGAAAGGAGGUCCAGCAGAAGGCCUACUGCAAGAAAAUGACAGAGUCGUUAUGGUCAAUGCUGUCUCCAUGGACAAUGUGGAGCACGCGUAUGCUGUCCAGCAGCUUCGUAAAAGUGGGAAAAUUGCCAAAAUUACAAUCAGGCGAAAGAGGAAGGUGCACGUCCCCAUGGGCCGCCUUGGGGAGAGGGAAACUAUGUCAGAGCAUGACGAGGAGGAGGACAGCUAUGAUGAAGAGAUAUACGAGACCCGGAGUGGACGCAGUGGUGCUUACAGUGGUAUGGGCGGGGCCAUGGGCAGGCGCAGCGGCCGAAGUAGCGGGCGAAGGGACAGGGAACGUGAGCGCAGUGUCUCACGGGAGCGGAGUCUUUCCCCAAGGACAGACCACCGCUCACACAACCUGCCCCCACGUCCUGCCAAGGUCACACUUGUCAAAUCCCGCAAAAAUGAAGCAGAAUAUGGCCUGCGCCUGGCCAGCCAUAUCUUUGUCAAGGACAUUUCCCCUGAGAGUCUGGCUGCUAGGGAUGGCAACAUCCAGGAAGGGGAUGUUGUACUGAAGAUUAAUGGCACAGUGACAGAGAACCUCUCCUUGAUAGACGCCAAGAAGCUGAUAGAAAGGUCAAAGGGCAAGCUAAAAAUGGUUGUACAGAGGGACGACAGGGCUACACUGCUGAACAUCCCUGACCUUGAAGACAGCAUUCCUUCAGCCAACGCCUCUGACAGAGAUGACAUUUCAGAUAUCCAUUCUCUGGCAUCCGAUCAUUCCAAUCGAUCACAUGACAGACAUCGUAGCAGCCGGUCCCGCUCUCCAGACAGAAGAUCUGAACCAUCGGAUCACUCCAGACACUCGCCUCCACAAAUCAGCAAUGGCAGUUGGAGAAUACCUCACAGAAGCCGUGAUGAUGAAAGGCUCUCAAAGGCGGCAUCAACACCAGCAAAGCUAUCAGAGGAUAUUCCUAUACCCAAACCGAAGGAGUCAGCCAUUACCAGAGAGGAGAAACCGCUGCCACCACUCCCAGAGCCCAAACCAGUGUAUGCUCAGCCUGGACAGCCAGAUGUAGACCUGCCUGUCAGUCCCUCUGAUGCCCCUGUGCCAAGUGCUGCCCAUGAUGAUAGCAUCCUACGGCCAAGCAUGAAGCUGGUGAAGUUCAAGAAGGGUGAGAGUGUGGGGCUGCGUCUGGCUGGAGGGAAUGAUGUUGGCAUCUUUGUAGCUGGAGUGCUGGAGGAUAGCCCAGCUGCUAAGGAGGGCCUGGAGGAGGGCGACCAAAUUCUCAGGGUAAACAAUGUAGAUUUUGCAAACAUAAUCCGAGAGGAGGCGGUGCUGUUCCUCCUGGACCUUCCUAAGGGUGAAGAGGUCACUAUUCUGGCCCAGAAGAAGAAAGAUGUGUAUCGGCGGAUUGUGGAGUCUGAUGUUGGCGAUUCCUUUUACAUCCGGACACACUUUGAGUAUGAGAAAGAAUCUCCAUAUGGGUUAAGCUUCAACAAGGGCGAGGUGUUCCGUGUGGUCGACACACUCUACAACGGCAAGCUUGGCUCCUGGCUUGCUAUUCGCAUUGGCAAGAAUCACCAAGAGGUUGAAAGAGGCAUUAUUCCCAACAAGAACAGAGCGGAGCAGCUCUCCAGCGUGCAAUACACUCUGCCCAAAACAGCAGGUGGUGACAGAGCUGACUUCUGGAGAUUCCGUGGUCUUCGCAGCUCAAAGAGGAACCUGAGGAAGAGCAGAGAGGACCUCUCCUCCCAACCAGUCCAAACAAAGUUCCCAGCAUAUGAAAGAGUCGUACUUCGAGAGGCUGGUUUCUUGAGACCAGUAGUCAUUUUUGGGCCCAUUGCUGAUGUUGCUCGAGAAAAACUCGCCAGAGAAGAGCCAGAUCUUUUUGAGCUUGCAAAGAGUGAGCCAAGAGAUGCAGGAACAGACCAGCGUAGUUCUGGAAUCAUUCGUCUUCACACCAUCAAACAGAUUAUUGACAGAGACAAACAUGCUGUGCUGGACAUCACCCCAAACGCUGUGGACAGGCUGAACUAUGCUCAGUGGUAUCCAAUUGUGGUCUUCCUAAAUCCUGAUACUAAGCAGGGUGUGAAGAACAUGAGGACCAGACUGUGUCCUGAGUCCAGGAAGAGCGCCAGGAAGCUCUAUGAGAGGGCCAUCAAACUGAGGAAGAAUAAUCACCACCUGUUCACAACCACCAUUAACUUAAACAAUAUGAAUGAUGGCUGGUACGGAGCUCUGAAAGAAACAACCCAGCAACAGCAAAACCAGCUGGUAUGGGUUUCAGAGGGGAAGGCGGAUGGUACUGCUGAGGAUGACUUGGACAUCCAUGAUGACCGUUUGUCGUACCUGUCAGCACCAGGUAGCGAAUACUCCAUGUAUAGUACUGACAGCCGCCACACGUCUGACUAUGAGGACACAGACACGGAAGGGGGAGCGUACACAGACCAGGAGCUUGAUGAGACUCUGAAUGACGAGGUGGGUCUGCCCACGGAGCCUGCCAUCACUCGUUCAUCAGAGCCUGUGAGAGAGGACCCACCUGUAAUUCAGGACACACCGGUUUACCCUGGAUACCAGCACCCUGCGCAGCCGGAACCAUCCAGCCGCAUAGACCCUGCUGGGUUUAAGAUGGCCACGCCGCAGCAGCAAGAUGAGGCUGCUCUACCCUUGCCCUCGUUGCCUCCAACGGCGGUAAUGCCCUCUGCUGUUGAGCAGCCUGUGCAGCUAGAGGAGCCGACUGCUGCAGCCGCAGCUCCUCAGGCUGACUCACUUAACAGCCCCAGCCCUGCCCCUGAGCUUAUUCAGCCCCCACCACCACCACCAUCACACGAAUCCUUCCCAUCUGGACCGUCUGGUCCAGAACCAAAGAUGUACAAGAAAGAGCUGUACAAUAUGGAGGACCCUGUCCGGAUUAACCACGGUCUGAAACCGUCGAUGAGCUACAGUCACCAGCCGCCGUACCAGGACAAACAGCCAUACCGUGAAUAUGACCACCCGCCUUAUGGAUACGAUGGAGGCGGCUACACAGAACCAAAGCCUCACAACACUGACUCUCAUCUGCACUACGACAACCGUGUGCCUCAUUACAACGAACAGUGGACGCCCUAUGACCAGCAAACCUCACCCUCCCAGCCCACAGGGUACCAGACGGGCCACCAGCAACCUAUGGGCUACAACCCCCAGUCCCCCUAUGAGGAUGGACCAGGGAGGGACUACAGCCCUCCUCAGCCACGUUAUGAUGAGGGCUUACCAGUGGGAUAUGAUGGCAGACCACGCCAUAGUAAACCUGGGCCCAUUCGUUAUGAUGAACCCCCUCCUCCACCCCCAGCAAGCUAUGAUGCCCGCUCUCCUUAUGAUUCAGAAACUCAUGGCUUCCCCAUCAAUUCACCGCGUUCACCAGAGCCUCCAAAACAAUAUUACGGUGAUUCUGGUCUGAGGCCCACUUAUAUUCCAGGGCCUCCAAACCGUGGCUAUAAGCCAGGUGUACAUGAGCCUAUAAUAAACUCUGAACCCACCGCCCCCCCUCCUAAAGCAGAGGCCCUGCCCUCUCCAGGUGAGCCAGCGAUCACUCCAGGCUCCAAACCUCUCCCACCUCUGCCAAGGGAAGACCUAGAUGAGGAUCCGGCCAUGAAACCACAGUCGGUGCUCAACAGAGUCAAGAUGUUUGAGAAUAAACGGUCUGUUUCUAUGGACAGGGCAAAAGAGGGAGGAGAGUUAUCAGCACCCAGGCCUGCAGAUGUUCCUAAACCUGUGAGUGCACCUGGUCCAGUCCUCAAAGCCAAUUCCCUAAGCAACCUGGAGCAGGAGAAGUCCACCUAUAGGGCUCCUGAGCCACAGAAGCCCCACACUAAACCACUGGAUGAUAUAAUGCGUUCCAACCACUAUGACCCAGAUGAAGAUGAGGAGUACUACAGAAAGCAGUUGUCCUACUUUGAUCGCAGAAGUUUUGACAGCAAAGCCAUGGGCCAGCCUCCUCCUGGCAUGAAUCGCUUCCAUGAUCUGCCCAAACCAGCUCAACUGUCCUACCCGUACAACAGAGUUGAGUCUGUUGAGAAAGUGAGUCCAGUGGAGAAAAGAUAUGAACCCCUGCCCCAGAUCAGCCCCUCCUCUCAGUAUGGACCUCCUGUCUCCUCCAUCCCUCCUAACACACUGCCUAAACUCAGCCCCAGUGAUGCUAACUCCAUACCUGAACCACUGAGCUCACCCAAUCCUAAACCUGAGAUGGCAGCUCUCAGGCCUGCCAGUCGGGAUGAACCAACACCCGGUAGCUACCUGCCCCCGAGGGGCCUCCCCGACAAAUCACCAGUCAACGGCACCGAUGCAGCGCCCCCAAAGAUGCUUGGUACUCCAGCUCCGACUAGCUAUAACCGCUACGUCCCCAAGCCUUACACCAGCUCAGCUCGGCCCUUUGAGCGCAAGUUUGAGAGCCCCAAGUUCAACCACAACCUGCUGCCCAACGACACACAGGUGAAGACCGACCUCCUCACCAUGCCCGGUGUGGUGAGUAGCACCAGUGGGAAGCCUCAGUUGUCUCCACAGCCCCUCGAUCACGACAGUGGCCUGGACACCUUCACACGCACUAUGGACAACAGGCCCAAAUACCAGCACAAUAACAUCAACGCCAUCCCUAAGGCCAUUCCUGUCAGCCCCACUGCACUGGAUGACGAUGAUGAAGACGAAGGGCACACGGUGGUGGCUACAGCCCGUGGCAUCUUCAACUGUAACGGAGGGGUUCUGAGCUCCAUAGAGACGGGCGUCAGCAUCAUCAUCCCCCAGGGUGCCAUCCCCGAGAAUGUGGAGCAGGAGAUUUACUUCAAGGUGUGCCGGGACAACAGCAUCCUGCCCCCCCUCGACAAGGAGAAAGGAGAGACACUGCUCAGUCCACUGGUGAUGUGUGGCCCUCAUGGACUCAAGUUCCUGAAGCCGGUGGAGCUGCGUUUACCUCACUGUGCGUCCAUGACUCCUGAUGGUUGGUCUUUUGCUCUAAAAUCCUCCGACUCUUCGUCGGGUGAUCCAAAAACCUGGCAAAACAAGUCUCUCCCUGGAGACCCAAACUACCUGGUGGGUGCAAACUGUGUAUCUGUGCUCAUUGACCACUUCUGAAGAGGGCAACAGCUGGCCUGUUACUGAAUGUGAUAAACUUAGGGACGUCAGCCCCCCAUAA